Molecule: messenger RNA, 7120 nt
Organism: Dermacentor albipictus
Lineage: Eukaryota; Metazoa; Arthropoda; Arachnida; Ixodida; Ixodidae
Gene: Ntan1
Product: N-terminal amidohydrolase 1
Biological process (GO): ubiquitin-dependent protein catabolic process
Cellular component (GO): nucleus
Molecular function (GO): protein-N-terminal asparagine amidohydrolase activity
Source: RefSeq, a predicted model, not a curated record
CACCAACAGGUUGAAGGGGGGUGGGGGAGAGAACCGGAAGUGGGUUCAGACAGCGUGGUGUAUGUCAAUCUCGCUGGUUGCGAACUUCGGUGGGAAUUUGUUUACAUCGAGCUGCGAGGACUUCGACGAGACUCUGCACAUUCCGAGUAAUGAAGACAGCGUAAUACAAGCAACAGCAGGAUGCCUCUCGUGAUCAACGGGGCUGUGGUAGACCAGCUUCCACCCGACACACGGACGCUGUUCGAAACAUACCCACACUUCAAGGAAAUUGCGGCAGCUCUGAUUUCCCAAGUACCCAAGGUCAUUGGCCCACUAGGACUGCUGUACAUCCACCAGCGCGAGUUUGCAGUGACUGUGCCUCAAGACAAAAAUGUCAGCGUCCUUGGAACAGAUGAAGCCACUACAUGCAUCAUGGCUAUCAUCCGGCACACAGGUUCCGGGGCUGUGUCGCUAGCACACUUCGAUGGCUCGGGCCUUGAGCAAGGUGUGGCAUCCACUGUGCGCAGAGUGCAGGAGCUUUCGCUUCCCAUUCCAGAAGGAAGGUUUGAGGUCUACCUCGUUGGCGGUUUCCUGGACCGUAGGGGUUACUCGGAAAGUCUGGCCAAUCAGCUUCUCUAUGCCUUGCACAAGCAGCCUGUCAACCUCCACUUGGUGACUGCCUGUGUUUGUGAGCUGAACAACGUUCUUCGCGGGAAUCUCAAUUGGCCAACCAUCUACGGCAUCGGUGUGAACAUCAAGAGUGGUGAGAUAUUUCCAGCCACAUUUCCCGACAAAGGUCCCGAGCUUCCCCUUCGUUCGGCGAGACACUUCACCGGCUGCCAUGAGAUGUGCGACAUCUACGACUGCUCAUUAGGAAUGAUGCGCAUCGGCCCCUUCAACUAUGAGCCAAUGCGAGGAGUCGACCUGUGGCUGUCACAAAAUGACGACUUCAUUCUGCAGCACCUGUCAACGUCGCCCGAGGUGGAGUCACCCAUGUUUGUGAUGCAAGUGCGAGCUGCCCUGAAGUACAUCCAGCAGCACCCGUUCCCGGGCGUCACCGUGUUCCCUGACAAUCGACCACACUACUUCCGCAAGGACGAGGGCGGCGCCUGGAUCCCAUUCUGCUAUUGAACGGCGUUUUGGCGCAGUGUUGGCUGUUGUAGAAAAUGCACCUCGCUUUUUUAUGUGCACUUUCACCCGGUUGUUGCUGGACGUCUUUCGUUGCAAGCAUCGAUUAGUAUUACGGUGGAGUGGUUCGUGCUUCCACGGCCGAGUGUGGUUGGCCUCGAGAGAUCUUGUUUCCAGUGCUCAAAUUUUAAGUGGUGUUGUGCGGUGAGAGUGGCGGCCAAAUUAGCGCUCCAGAUUUGAAUACUCCAUUUAGAAUGGUGUAAGUUCAUGCCUUGAAUCUCUUGUUGUGCUGCACUGAUGGUAUGACUGUCACAGUAGCAUUUUAGAUGGGACCCAGGAAUCUCUGUUCACGGUUGUUCCGAGAAGUUUGGUUCUGCUUGUUGAGAGCCCAAAUGGUUUAAUACUAUUUCCCGCAAAGGAGGGUUAGUGAGUGCAAUGAGCUGCUGCGUGCUUAGUUUCUUUAAUCACGUUGCACGCAUUAGCUGAAGGUCAUGUGAAAGCCCACCAUGUGGAAAUGGCAUUACUUGCCUGACCACGUCAUUCUUGCCGUCAGGUGGCUGUGGUGGUGCAGGUUAUAGCCCCCCCCCCCCCCCGUCCUGGUGGCAAAUGCUGCAAUUUUGUCAGAAGUGGCUAACGCUUCCGCACGAUUCUGUGGGGAAGGGAAACCUCGGCAAAGGCGACAGUGUUGCCGGUGACCCAAUGGGUGGUGCCAUAUUUACAUGAGAGAGAGAGAGAGAAAAAAAUGGCUGCCUUUUACGAAAUUACGAGUUGGAGAGCGAGUCAAGUUGUAUGCGAGGCAGCUUAUGAGUGCAGUUACAGUUGGCGAUCUUAUUAUUCUGAGCUUUUUAGUUACGCAGGGAUGUUAACCCGUGCGCUUGUAAGCUUAUGUUAACACUGAAGCCAAUUCAUUUGGUCUAAUGGUUUUAAUUUGAGUACAAUGUUGUGUCUGUAUAUCACAGUGUUCAAGGUUCAGUAUUUUUAAAAGCACAACUUUAAGGGCAUGUAUAGCCCUCAGACCUAAGUCCUUGUUCCCUUAAGGUCUUGAUUUGGUUUUCAUUGAGCAGCAAAUUGUUGUGUGGUAAGCGUGUACUGCACAUUAGAGUGUAAGCCUCUUUUUUUUAUUGUUAUUAUUUCUUUUUCUCUGGAAUGGUUGCUGUUAACAUCACAUUUUGAAUGUUGUGUCAAUUAGAUAUUAUCAUUCCAUAAUAUGCUUGUGUGUUUCGAUGCUUCUCAAGCCACGGACAGAGAGAUUGUUAAUGCAAGAAGUAUGCAACUCGCAACAACGCAUGCAGUGAAGCACACCCUCUGCAGCAGUGUUCACUUCCCAGAAGCAAAGUGACAACACAGGAGCCAGUGUGAACUUAAAUUAUAUUUGAGUAGUGAUGGUGUCUGAGCUAUGUAUUUUUGCUAGUAGGUGGCUGGCAUGAUUGAUCUUGUUUGUAUGACUCGAGAGUACGGGACCUUGAGGCCACAAGUUCAAAACCCGGCCACAGAAGCCAAGUUAUGAUGGGGUCUGGUGCAAUACUUUUGAUGCGCUACCCCUACAGUUAGUUUUUAAGAAUGGGAUCAAAGAGGAAACUUUUUUUUCUUUUUGAGCCAAUGCCACCUUCAAUUUGAAAGGCACGGUAAAUAUUUCCCUGCAACCUCCACAUUGUUCACAUAAAUUUUGGCCUGUGUGGCGAAGGUCUAGGAAAAAUAUCUUUGUCACGGAUUCCAUGCUCUUGAAAUUCUUACAGCCCACUGUGCUUCUGUGUAUUUGCAUGUUGUAAAAGUCCAGGUGAUCAAAAUUAGUUCAUAGACCUCCACUAUGGUGUCUCUCGUAGCCUACCCUGCUUCCUUUGGAAGGUUGAACUCGACAAUUGAGGUGGGGUAUCUGUGUGUUCGUGUUUCAAUAGGGAUAUGCUAAAUUCUGCAAGCAGGCUUUCCCACACACCUAGUUUGACCUGACCAUGAUGGUCGAUAUCGGGUCAGAAUUGUAAGGUGCCAACAUGCGGGCUGCUGACACGAUUUCUGCUGCGUUCCCUCCCUUGCACCAUCCAGGCUUUGCAAAAUGUGUGUCUCAGGUUUAGCAGUGCUGCUAGCUGGAAAUGGCCAUCUUGGUUAGGGCAAUUUAGCUGUGUUGAAAAGCCUGCUUACGAAAUUUCACAUAUAACCCUAUUGGGAAUGGCAGCAAGUUAUCUUGGGCCAGAAUGUGAGGUCAGGGCCCAUAUUCUGAAACGUUCGCCUUCCGCGAAACUAUCGCCUUGGCCACGCCUCCACCAACGGCGUGCCUUGAUUGGCUGUUUUAACGAAACCGGAUGAUAAGCAAUGCCAUCAAGUAGUUCCGGCGUACGUCACUUUAACGUCAUGGUGUCGAUGGGUGCUCUCGCCAUAAAUUGAAUAAACGAACACGUCCUUUGGCGUCUUUUGGCGUUUGGUUGGUGGUUGAGUGUACUAGAGAUACGAUAGGUGGUAAGUUAUAGUAGUCUUCUUGGUGGUGUCUUGCACGCGUUUUGCGGCGAUAUUUGUUGAUUCAUUUAAAAUAAAACAUUUUACACUUCUUUAUUCAACUUAUUUUACCUAAAGCGACCAUAACCGACCGUAGUCAGUGCGCAGAACCCGUACUGCGGCCACUGCACUCGAAAACAACACACCUGAACUGCUCUGCACUCGCACGGUGCACCCUCUCAUGCUAUGUGAAGCGUUUGACGGCGCGUGUGGGUAGUGCACGUUGUCGUCACGGGUAAGCAGUCGCUUGAUUUAUUGAACGUGAGUUUCGUGGUGGAGAAACUUUUGCGGAAGGCGAAUGUUUCAGAAUUCGGCCCCAGAGUAAAAGGUGGAAAGAAAAUGUUGGGCUACCUAGUAGGAGCCAUCUUGGUAAGCGGUGCUGCAAACUAUGGAGAAGAAAAAAAGAAAGGCAGUGACGCGUUAGUUGUUGAUUCUUCUAAGUGUAUUAUUUGAUUGCGAUAACACUUAUAUGGACACUCCAGGUGCACUUCUGCCGUCGGCAUUGCUGUGAUGUUCCGUGUGAAGUCCAAGGGUGAUAAAAUCGUCACCCUAUGCCAUAUGCCGCAUGUGUGAGCGAAUGUGUGCGUGGGUAAGCCGGCGAUUGUGGCUCAAUCUUGCACUCACAAAGAAGGAAUGCUGAGAAGAAGCACGCCGGCUUCUGUCGUGCGCAAGGCUCCAUGGGGAGGGUAGGAAGUGGCGGAGUGUUCUACUUCAGGCAGCCCAGGCUGCUGUAUCUUGAAAGCUAUCUGUGAUGCGUGCAGAGUCCGUGCUACGCUGUGUUUUCGUGUCUUAGUUCGCCUCGAUGCGAGCAGCAGCAUGGAGGUCAUUUCGCUCGCUGCUGCUGUGCUUGCUCCCUGCAGCAUUUGACAGCGAGCUUCCGCAGUCGUCGAGUGAGAUGUGUUCAUGUUUGCUUGUGCACCUGCGACACUAUGCUUGUUAAUUUAGUUAGCAUGCCUUCAUUUACAAGUUUAUGUGGCCGAUAAAACUACUAUCCUUAUUUUGUGUAGCUGUCCACUAAUUUGCUAUCACAAUAGAUACUUUGCCUUUUGAACGAAACUGCAUCUUUUAAAAAAUGUUUGUUAUUUCUCUACGUCAGCUGUCGUUGAUAUUUAAGAAAUAACAAGAGCCAGCUCAGCAUUAGUCGACAAAUGGCUGUUCUGAGAGCUAUGGGAAAUUGAGAAAGAGGCGUUGUGUCUUGUUCAGCCGAACCUUUGGUCUUGUCCGUGACACAUAAAAAGUUUGUCUUGUUGUUAUGUCAGGAAAAAAUUGCAGUUUCGCCCAAAAGGCAGAGCAUUGGUUGGGAUGGCUAAUAUUAGACAGCUAAAGAAAGCGAAGGAAGCGUACAAUGUAAACUGCUGUAAACAUUCGCUUACUAACUAAAUUAAGAGGCAUGGUGUCACGUGCGUACAGGCAAACAUGGACACAUCUCACUUGAUGACGAUGGAUUCUCGCCGCCACAACACUGGUGCGUUGAAGAGUGGCAGCAGUGGCAAAUUAAUUCCCUUUUGUGCUGCGUCAAUGCGAGCUAGGCGUGUGAAAACACAGCGCACAUUAAGGCCCACAGAUUACCUCCAAUGUAGGGCGCAUGCGGCCAUGCUUAGCAGAACCAUCCGUAGCUGUGGACAAAGUUAAAGAUGAGAUGCACGCUAAGCAGAAUUCUUUAUUGGGCUUGUUGAACAAACGUGACAGAAGUAGCUCAAAGAAAUUUGGGGAAAACAAUGGGAGAGAGGUGACAGGACAGAGCGCACUGCCCUGUCACCUCACUUGGAAUUUGUUUUUUUUUUUUUCGAUACUUCCAUCAUAUCUGUACUUUCGUGUAUCGUCUCCAUUUCCAUGGGCAGUUUCUUUCUGCAUUAGAACAGACACCUGAAGUACCAACUCGCAUAGUUGUUGGUGCGACUCCUUUUGUGUUGCUUUAGUUAAUAGGGGGGAUAGCAGUGACAUACUGUAAAAUGUAGACAUGUGCACUGGGGCUGGUGGUGCCGCCCAGCAGAGCUACACCUAUUAACUAGGGUUGCGCAGAACUUUUACCACAGUGACCCAACUAUAUUCCAUUUAUGUGCUGGGGUGAAUGUAUUGGCAGCCACAUAAUAAUGGCAUCUUUGUACGUUUGCUCUUUCCAAAGAAAACAGUAAAGUGACGCACUUGAGUUUUCAGCAUGUUAAGGUUGACAUGGCGCUGUUGCCACCAGUACUUCUGUUCCCAGGUACUUCGUCUGCUCUUGCAGCAUAGCUCUAUAGUAAGAACGUUUUCAUUGCAUUUAAGCCUCUCGCUGGUUUCAUGAGCUGCUAUGCAUUGGUGACUGUCUUUAUGCUUACCAAAGCUCUUUUCCGUGGCCUGUCUGCAUCCAAAUGUGGCGAAGUAUCAUGUUUGCUCAUGACCAUUCCCAUUGUUUAGUGCAGUUUGGUGUCGUGCUUCUGUUUUAUGAAUAUUUGUGUUCAUGACUUCAUAGAGUCAUGAAAAUCACCCAUCACCAGUGGAUCAAAUUACCUUUUUUUAAACGUCAUUGUUUCACAUACUUGUAGUGUAGUUUAUGUUCGGUGAGCUUUCUUUUGUGUGUGGUGGAAGAGAUGUGUCGGUGGAUCAUUGUCUUAUAUAUAGUUGUGCUGCUCAUUUUCAUCUGGAAUGGUGGGUCUAUAGUGCUUCCGUGUUAAACAGUAUUCUUGCCUCAGUGUCCUCUUGCAUUGGUCAUAAUGAAAUCAACAGUUUGCGCACUUCCCAGUGAAAAACUUGACUGAAACCUGUAAUGAGCACUGUAGUGGUCUAAAAUUUUUGUAUGCCAAGUUGUUAACUGCGAACUGAUCAUUUCUUUCUUUGCAUACCCUUAGCUUCCCAAGUUUAACACUGGCCAGCUAGCUUGGUGUUCUGCAUCUUGUUUUAAGUUUGUAAGUCUCAUAACUUGAGCGACUAUUCUUCGAGUAUUUACACAAAAUAUUUAACCAUCAAUUUGAAGCAGCGGUGCCUACGGUUUGACCCAUUUUGCAUUAUACAUUUAUUUUUGUUGUGUUCAGGCACAUAAGACACCUGUGACUAUUCUCGUAUUGUAUUAAUUCUGAGAGUGAUCAUUGCCGUAAUUAUGACAUGACGAGCAGGUCUGAUGAUGUAAUGUCAGUACUUUACUUUCUGCUAGUGCUUACGCUCAACGAUGUCAACAUUUACACGUUGUACAUGAACUUUAAAUGUGUCACUAUGCACUCGUGCUGCUGCGUUACAUACUCGCCGUGACUGUUGUGCUUUAAACAUUCACCUCAUAUAUGUGCCUUAGCUGCGGCAAAUUAUGUUAUACUUGUACUGUAGCGCACAUUAAGGGAAGUGGCGUCUCUAUAACUGUGUCUCUGUUUUAGUCUUAUAUUUAGACGAGUUACACAGAGCUCGAUUGAAGCCGGUGGGUUUGUCGGGGCCUGCAAUCGUUUUCGCUCUCAUCUGUGUUGGUGCUUUUUGGUGCAAUGAUGAAAUCACAUGCAAGAUGUUACUAUAACAUUACUUUUUUUUUUUUACACAAUAAAGUUCCUUUACAUUUUUCUGA